Messenger RNA from Schizophyllum commune H4-8, 429 nucleotides. RefSeq lists its product as uncharacterized. The coding region runs from base 1 to 429 and encodes 142 amino acids. The transcript has 5 exons. The record is from RefSeq and is a predicted model, not a curated record. NCBI's taxonomy places the organism in Eukaryota, Fungi, Basidiomycota, Agaricomycetes, Agaricales, Schizophyllaceae.
AUGCGUUUCUUCGCUGCUCUUCUCGCCAUCGCUGCGCUCGCCGUCGCCGAACCCGCCAACACCGUCACCGGCGCAUGCUCGCCCACAGCCAGCGUGUACACGUUCACAUUCACGACCCCCACAUAUUCGGUGAUGACCUUAACGGACUCCCCGUGCCGCGUGUUGGCAGGCCGCGGUGCGGUUGCACGGGAUCCGCCCUCGCCAGCAGACUCAGUCGACAUGCAGUUGUUCAUCGCGCUCCUUGCCUUCGUUGGCCUGACUGUCGCUGUGCCCACUCCCUCGAGCAACCCCGACAUCGAGGCGACCGAGGCUCCCUGCCACCCGACACCCGUUGGCACGUACACCGCAACCCGCCUCAUCCACACCUUGGUGCCAACGUCACCGUACUUGAUCGAGCAGACAACGCUGGUGGAGUGGACGCAGUCGUGA